Molecule: messenger RNA, 1050 nt
Organism: Phoenix dactylifera (date palm)
Lineage: Eukaryota; Viridiplantae; Streptophyta; Magnoliopsida; Arecales; Arecaceae
Source: RefSeq, a predicted model, not a curated record
AUUCCAUUGGCGUCAGGGGCUCGAUCUCCCCGAAGAGGGCGUCCGCACCAUUCCACCGACGACGCCGGCGGCGAACGGCGGACUGCGGCCUCGACACCUCCACCUCUCUCUCUCUCUCUCUCUCUCUCUCUCUCUCUCUCUCUCUCUCUCUCUCUCUUUCUGUCUCUAGAGUGCAUGAUGUUACCUAUUAGAGUCACAAUUCGACGCCCAUAAACGAAGGUUUUUGGGGGGUUUAUGCCAUAGGAUCGAGCGGCGCGCUCUUACCUCCCCUUCUGAGCUCCAAAGUUGAAAGAAAGAAAGAAAAAUAAAAAGCCCCAUUGUUUUCGAGAUCCAGGCGACGAUGAUGGAGAUGCUGGAGCAGUGGAAGGCGAUUCUAAAGAUCCAGAAGUUUCGGAGGGUGGCAUCGUAUGCCGGCUUCUACUGCUUCGUCUCCCUCAUUAGCUACGCCUACACCAGCAACACGACGAGAGCUGGGAUGUCGAGGGCGGACCAGUUCUACGCCUCCUACCCGGCCGGCACCGAGCUGCUCGCCGAUACCGCAAAGCUCUACAAGGCGGCACUUGGUAAUUGCUUCGAGGAAGAGGAAUGGGGACCGAUCGAGUUUUCCAUCAUGGCAAAGCAUUUCGAGCGGCAAGGCAAAUCUCCAUAUGCAUACCAUGCGCAAUAUAUGGCACACCUUCUUUCUCAUGGACAACUUGAUGGCAGCGGCUAAUGGUGAGAUAAGUACCUGCCCAAACAGCAUAUUCAAGUGCUCUGUCUACUGCAGCUAAGAAAUAUUUUGGACCUCUAGGACAUCAGUGAAGGUAGCGAAAUUCCAGUCAAUUAUAUAAACACAAAAUCAUAUAGUUAAGCAGCAUUGAGUGAUUAAAGGAUAGGAACUCCUAUUGUGAAUCAAUUUUUGUAUCGCAAAGCAAUAUUUUGGAUUAUACAUUAUCAACUUUACUUUUCAGACAUUUUAAUAGUAUGGCUGGAUGGAGAUGUAUCUAAAUUGUUGCAGGACCUACUUUGUGUUUAUGCAUAUUAUCUAGAAGUCCUUUGUUUACAUGUUAA